Messenger RNA from Triticum turgidum subsp. durum (durum wheat), 1194 nucleotides. Lineage: Eukaryota; Viridiplantae; Streptophyta; Magnoliopsida; Poales; Poaceae. The record is from the annotation of a GenBank genome assembly.
AUGGCGUCUUCGCCGCCGGCAAUCAUCGGGACGGAGCCCACCUGGGUGCCCUACGAGCCGACCAGGGACUGCUCGCAGGGGCUGUGCAGCAUGUACUGCCCCCAGUGGUGCUACUUCAUCUUCCCGCCGCCGCCGCCCUUCGACCUCGCCGGCCCCGGCCCGGACGACUCCUCCGGCCACGUCUUCUCCCCGCUCGUCAUCGCCAUCAUCGGCGUGCUCGCCACCGCCUUCCUCCUCGUCAGCUACUACACCUUCAUCUCCAAGUACUGCGGCACCUUCGGCUCCCUCCGGAGGAGGCUCUUCGGCCCCGGCCCCGGCUCCGGCGGCGGUGGGGGCAGCGGCGGUCCUGGGAGCGGCCACGGGCAGUCCAGGAGCCAGGAGUCGUGGAACGUGUCGCCGGCGAGCGGGCUGGACGAGGCCCUCAUCAACAAGAUCACGGUGUGCAAGUACAGGCGCGGCGACGGGCCCGCCCUCCACACCACCGACUGCUCGGUCUGCCUCGGCGAGUUCCACGACGGGGAGAGCCUCCGGCUGCUCCCGAAAUGCAGCCACGCGUUCCACCAGCAGUGCAUCGACACCUGGCUCAAGUCGCACUCCAAUUGCCCCCUCUGCCGCUCCAACAUCACCUUCGUCGCCGUCGAGGUGGCGCCGCCGGAGCCGGAGGGCUGUGCUCCAGGCGCAGGCGAGGCCGACCGGAGCACCCAUCAGGUGGUCGUUGAGAUGGAUGCGUUGGAGAGCAUGUGUGAGGAGCAGCAGGAAGCGGUGAGCAGUGGCGGCGUCAGAGCUGAGCGUGGUGAUCAGGAGACGGAGGGCAGCCGAGAGGGAGCAGAGGAGGAGGAUGAUGCCAAUGGCACGGCUGAGAUCAGAGAAGAAGGCGUGCCAGCACCGAAGACGGGGCCCAACCUCCACCGUGACAGCCGCAUGUCCAUCGCCGACGUGCUGCAGUCCACCAUGGAGGACGAGCUGAUCGCAGCCAGGGAGAGUGGGCUCCUUGCAGGCGGCGCCGGCACGUCGCGCCGGUGCCGCGGGGAGAACAGCAGCAGCGGACGUGGCCGCACCCGGCGCGCGUUGCAGGACGACUCCGUGCCGCCGAUGAAGAGGCUGCCGCCCGGCGGCAGGUCGUGCUUCAGCAGCAAGAGCGGCCGGGCAGUCGUCGUCGAUUCAGACCAUCCACUGCGGGGUGGCCAGUCGUGA